AUGCCCAUCCUUGAACAAGAAGGGCGGAAAGGAACCCUGAAGCCGAGUCUUGGCAUCAAGGUCUUCAUAGGCUUCAGUUCAUGCGGUCUCUUUGCCCGCUCGAUUUCCGGGAGAUCACUGCAGAAGCCUAUCCCCGAUUGGGAGACGAGACAUCUGGGUCAGCCUUUACAAGGCCUUGUAAGGCUUGCCUCUUCCGUUUUUGUCGACUACGGGGAGUCAUUCACAUGCCGCGAUAAGGAUGGAGAGGAGCCGCGAAGUGCCAUAGUCUCGGGCGUGACACUCGAGAACCCGGGCACGGUGCACACACACCAAGAUCGGCGGCACGGCUUCAAUGAUGGCGACUGGGUCGUUUUCCGCGAGGUCCAGGGCAUGACACAGCUCAACGAUGGCAAGCCGCGGCAAAUUAAGGUCACAGGACCGUACUCAUUUUCGAUAGAGGACACCACGGGAUAUAGCGCGGCAACCUCAGACAGAAGUUCCCUGAAAACUUUGAAACUCAACUCUGGGGCCGUCUAG
This is a messenger RNA of Symbiodinium natans, 516 nucleotides long. NCBI's taxonomy places the organism in Eukaryota, Dinophyceae, Suessiales, Symbiodiniaceae. The record is from the annotation of a GenBank genome assembly.